This is a messenger RNA of Xenopus laevis (African clawed frog), 4898 nucleotides long. RefSeq names its product protein tyrosine phosphatase, receptor type H L homeolog (gene ptprh.L). The record is from RefSeq and is a predicted model, not a curated record. The coding region runs from base 247 to 4743 and encodes 1498 amino acids. Gene Ontology annotation, cellular component: signaling receptor complex; membrane. The transcript has 24 exons. Gene Ontology annotation, molecular function: hydrolase activity; protein tyrosine/serine/threonine phosphatase activity; protein tyrosine phosphatase activity. Lineage: Eukaryota; Metazoa; Chordata; Amphibia; Anura; Pipidae.
GGGGAAUUGUUUGACAGCUGCUGCCAGAACAGAUCUGUGCCUUUCACUUCCCCCUUUGCCCUCAUUGUAACAAGGAGAUUACAAGCCUGGGCUGCUCCUUGGCUCACAAUACACCAGUGACUCAAGCUGAAAAGUUAGGAGCGCACUGACGAAGGGCAAGAAGCGACUACAACAGGUUCAGCUGGUUCUGCUCCAGGAGCCCGGGGGGAUCAGAACAGGUGGGACUGCUGCCUCUUCCAUGUGCCAAUGGCUUUUAUCAGCAUCGAUUCUGCCCACUGCAAGGCACUGCUACUCUUAUCCCAGAUAUUUCUGAUAUGGCAUGGAGGAACCCCAGUGACGGCUCACUCAGAACCCUCACCUGCAAAAAAUGUGGCCGUUACAGGCCAAACAACAACCUCAGUGACUUUAUCAUGGGCCCUUCCUAAUGAUACCAACAGCAGCAAUUAUACAUAUGAGAUCAUGGUGGUGUCUGAUGGUGGCACAGCUUUGAACACAACUAGUAAAACCAACAGUACAGAAGUGAAAGAUCUGAAAGCGGGAGUAACCUACUCAUUCUCUGUAUUUACUGUGACACAGGAUAAUAUAACAAGUUCUGCUGUAUCUGUCAAUGCUACAACAAAACCCUCACCUGUACAAAAUGUGGCCGUUACAGGCCAAACAACUACUUCAGUGAAUUUAUCAUGGGCCCUUCCUACUGAUACCAACAGCAGCACUUAUACAUAUGUGAUCGUGGUGGUGUCUGAUGGUGUCACAGUUUUGAAGACGACUAGUAACACCAACAGUACAGAAGUGAAAGAUCUGAAAGCGGGAGUAACCUACUCAUUCUCUGUAUAUACUGUGACACGGGAUAAAAUAGAAAGUUCUGCUGUAUCUGUCAAGGCCACAACAAAACCCUCACCUGUACAAAAUGUGACCGUAACAGGCCAAACAACUACUUCAGUGAAUUUAUCAUGGGCCCUUCCUACUGAUACCAACAGCAGCAAUUAUACAUAUGUGAUCGUGGUGGUGUCUGAUGGUGUCACAGUUUUGAACACGACUAGUAACACCAACAGUACAGAAGUGAAAGAUCUGAAAGCGGGAGUAACCUACUCAUUCUCUGUAUAUACUGUGACAUGGGAUAAAAUAGAAAGUUCUGCUGUAUCUGUCAAGGCCACAACAAAACCCUCACCUGUACAAAAUGUGGCCGUAACAGGUCGAACAACAACUUCAGUGAAUUUAUCAUGGGCCCUUCCUACUGAUACCAACAGCAGCACUUAUACAUAUGUGAUCGUGGUGGUGUCUGAUGGUGUCACAGUUUCGAACACGACUAGUAACACCAACAGUACAGAAGUGAAAGAUCUGAAAGCGGGAGUAACCUACUCAUUCUCUGUAUAUACUGUGACAUGGGAUAAAAUAGAAAGUUCUGCUGUAUCUGUCAAGGCCACAACAAAACCCUCACCUGUACAAAAUGUGACCAUAACAGGACGAACAACAACCUCAGUGAAUUUAUCAUGGGCCCUUCCUACUGAUACCAACAGCAGCACUUAUACAUAUGAGAUCGUGGUGGUGUCUGAUGGUGGCACAGCUUUGAACACAACUAGUAACACCAACAGUACAGAAGUGAAAGAUCUGAAAGCGGGAGUAACCUACUCAUUCUCUGUAUAUACUGUGACAUGGGAUAAUAUAAAAAGUUCUGCUGUAUCUGUCAAGGUCACAACAAAACCCUCAUCUGUACAAAAUGUGGCCGUAACAGGCCGAACAACUACUUCAGUGAAUUUAUCAUGGGCCCUUCCUACUGAUACCAACAGCAGCACUUAUACAUAUGUGAUCGUGGUGGUGUCUGAUGGUGUCACAGUUUCGAACACGACUAGUAACACCAACAGUACAGAAGUGAAAGAUCUGAAAGCGGGAGUAACCUACUCAUUCUCUGUAUAUACUGUGACAUGGGAUAAUAUAGAAAGUUCUGCUGUAUCUGUCAAGGUCACAACAAAACCCUCACCUGUACAAAAUGUGGCCGUAACAGGUCGAACAACAACCUCAGUGAAUUUAUCAUGGGCACUUCCUAAUGAUACCAACAGCAGCACUUAUACAUAUGUGAUCGUGGUGGUGUCUGAUGGUGUCACAGUUUCGAACACGACUAGUAACACCAACAGUACAGAAGUGAAAGAUCUGAAAGCGGGAGUAACCUACUCAUUCUCUGUAUAUACUGUGACAUGGGAUAAUAUAGAAAGUUCUGCUGUAUCUGUCAAGGUCACAACAAAACCCUCAUCUGUAAAAAAUGUGACCGUAACAGGCCGAACAACAACUUCAGUGAAUUUAUCAUGGGCCCUUCCUACUGAUACCAACAGCAGCACUUAUACAUAUGUGAUCGUGGUGGUGUCUGAUGGUGUCACAGUUUCAAACACGACUAGUAACACCAACAGUACAGAAGUGAAAGAUCUGAAAGCGGGAGUAACCUACUCAUUCUCUGUAUAUACUGUGACACAGGAUAAUAUAGAAAGUUCUGCUGUAUCUGUCAAGGCUACAACAAGACCCUCACCUGUACAAAAUGUGGCCGUUACAGACCGAACAACAACCUCAGUGACUUUAUCAUGGGCCCUUCCUACUGAUACCAACAGCAGCACUUAUACAUAUGAGAUCAUGGUGGUGUCUGAUGGUGUCACAGUUUCGAACACGACUAGUAACACCAACAGUACAGAAGUGAAAGAUCUGAAAGCGGGAGUAACCUACUCAUUCUCUGUAUAUACUGUGACAUGGGAUAAUAUAACAAGUUCUGCUGUAUCUGUCGCCGCAACAACAACCCCUAAUGCACCUGCCAAUGUUAGUGGAAAUCCGGUUAACACCACAGCAGUUUCCAUCAGCUGGACGCCACCCAGUGAUAGCAAUAAUAAAAAUUAUACUUACACUGUAUUAUGGAACGAAAAACCUGGAACAUUAAAUCGAAGCAGCACAACAAGCAACACAACGGUUAUCGGCGGUCUGACUGCAGGAAACCGUUACAAUGUGUCCGUCAUCUCUGUCAUCAAUAACGUGACUAGUGUGGAAGUUAUGACAUAUCUACAGACUAACCCAGAGCCUCUUGGGAGUAACAUUACAGUCACUAUCACCAACAGUACUGUGACUGUCGUCUGGACAAACCCUUCAGGGGGCAGUUACAGUGGAAUUGAAAUCAAGGCAGAGGCAGAGGAUGGAACACACAAUGUAACGAAAAACGUAACAAGCCAAAGUAUAAACCAAGGGACUCUGGAUGGUCUAAUUCCUGGCACAGACUACAAAUUAACCAUACGAAGCUAUAGUGCUUCCUCAACCACAACACAGAGCUCAGGAAGGAUUAGUCGCAGAGCAGCAGCUGAUACUAUAAUAACAUACAGCGAACCAGUCACCAAACAAAUACAGAUGGAUCCAAAUACUGUCACGGGGAUCGAAUGUUAUAAAAUCAAUGGAGGGUACAAACUAAGUGUGAAUUUUUUCUGCCCCACUGGUUCAUUCACAUCAAUUAAAAUCCUAGCUGAUGACAAUGUCAAGGAAACAAUACCAGCAUCGGAUUGUAAGAACGUGACAGUGACAAAUUUACAGCCCGCAAGGCAAUACAAAAUCAAAGUAACGUCUUUCGCAAAAGAAAAACAGGCCUCUGUUAUCAUACUCUGUGCUACGGAUGAUGUAGGAGUUAUUGUUGGAAGCAUAUUUGGCGUGCUCUUGUUCCUGCUUCUUGUGGGGCUGCUGGCCUUUUUUGUUGUGAAGAAAAGGAGAGGCUUAAAUAACAAAUUUGGACAAGGUUCCCGCAGUUUGGAUAAAAUAAAGAUAAAAAGAGUCCCAUCAGUGAUUAAAACAGCGUUUCCAGAUUAUUACCAGAGACAGCACGCAGAUAGUGACUUUGGAUUUGCAGAAGAGUAUCAGCAACUCAGCACUGUAGGUACCGACCAGUCUAAACGAGCAGCAGAACUCACAGAAAACAGAUCCAAGAAUAGAUUCACCAACGUCUUGCCUUAUGACAACUCCAGAGUCAAACUCAACCAAAUUGAUGGGAAUAACACUUCGGAUUAUAUCAAUGCUAACUACAUGCCUGGCUACAAUUCUUCAAAAGAAUUCAUAGCUUCCCAAGGUCCACUGCCCAACACAAGCGCAGACUUCUGGAGGAUGGUUUGGGAAAAUCAAGUCAGUACAAUUGUAAUGUUGACCAACUGCACGGAGAAUGGCAGGGUGAAAUGCGACCAUUAUUGGCCUUUGGAUUAUACCCCAUGCACUUACGGAGACAUCACCGUGACUGUAACCUCAGAAACCAUCCUUCCUGAUUGGACAAUACGGGAUUUUUCCAUUAAACAUGCCAAGCAACAGGGCAAUAAGUAUGCUCGUCAUUUUCACUUUACGGUCUGGCCCGACCACGGUGUUCCAGAAAACACGACAGCCAUCGUCCAGUUUCGGAGCCUUGUUCGAGACUACAUGGACCAGAAAAGGAGUAGUGGACCCACGAUUGUUCACUGCAGUGCUGGUGUUGGGAGGACUGGGACACUGAUUGCCCUGGAUUACCUGAUCCAGAAGAUGGAGAAGGAACAGCGUAUUGGAAUAUAUGGCUUUGUUCAGAAGAUGAGACUGAACCGUCCCUUAAUGGUGCAGACAGAGAGUCAGUAUGUAUUCCUGAAUAAAUGUAUGCUGGAUCUGCUUCAAACUCCUCCGGAAGAAAACAUUUAUGAGAAUCAGAUUGGUGGGGAUCUCAUCUAUGAAAAUGCCAGCGUCGUGCGGGAUUACCAAAAAGACAAUCUCUAACCGACCACAAGAAUCAGUGGACCAUUGGACAUAAAAAAAAGACUUUACUAAAUGCUAAUCAAGUGCCUUUGGCCGGGCAGUUAUUCCUGUGCCUUAAUUGGGUUUUUAUGCCUUAUGAAUAACCAUCCUGUUAAUAAGAAGAUGCUGGCAUCUGA